Orussus abietinus is the source of this 4468-nucleotide messenger RNA. RefSeq names its product glutaryl-CoA dehydrogenase, mitochondrial. Gene Ontology annotation, molecular function: flavin adenine dinucleotide binding; glutaryl-CoA dehydrogenase activity; fatty-acyl-CoA binding. Bases 84 to 1364 code for a protein of 426 amino acids. Gene Ontology annotation, biological process: fatty acid beta-oxidation using acyl-CoA dehydrogenase; fatty-acyl-CoA biosynthetic process. The record is from RefSeq and is a predicted model, not a curated record. The transcript has 8 exons. Gene Ontology annotation, cellular component: mitochondrial inner membrane. Lineage: Eukaryota; Metazoa; Arthropoda; Insecta; Hymenoptera; Orussidae.
CCAUGGGUGAUAAACGGGAAGUUUUUCUACAUACAGGAGCGAUAAGAAAUUCGGAGAGCUCGAGAAGUAUUUAGUUUCUCAAGAUGGCGACUAGCACGAGGCAGCUCAUUUCCAAGAUCUGUAGUCGUUGGCAAUUAAAUUUCUCAAGACAAUUUUCCUUCUCGGCGAAUUCAAGCAAGAAACCGUCGUUCCUAUGGGAGGACCCUUUCAAUUUGGAGUCGCAAUUGACUCAAGAUGAAAUUAUAUCGAGGGAUCAAUUUCGCGCAUACUGCCAAGAGAAACUCCUGCCCCGUGUGACCGAGGCAAACCGUAAAGAGAUUUUCGACAAAACCAUCAUGCGGGAAAUGGGACAACUUGGCCUUUUAGGCUGCACCAUAAAGGGUUACGGGGCAGCGGGGGUUUCCUCGGUAGCUUACGGCCUACUGGCAAGGGAAGUCGAAGCCGUGGAUAGUGGUUACAGAUCCGCGUUUUCCGUACAAUCGUCAUUGGUGGCUGGAGCCAUAGAUAUGUAUGGAAAUGAAAAGCAGAAGCAGCAAUAUUUACCCAGGCUCGUUUCGGGGGACCUGAUCGGCUGUUUCGGAUUGACCGAGCCCAAUCACGGAAGCGACCCAGGAUCCAUGGAGACGCGCGCUAAAUUCGACUCGUCUCGGAAAUUGUAUAAAUUGAGCGGCAGUAAAACAUGGAUUACAAAUUCCCCCAUCGCGGAUGUCUUAAUUGUGUGGGCAAAAUGCGACGAUGGAGAGAUCCGUGGAUUCAUCGUGGAAAGACAGGGAAACGAGGAACGACUGUCCACUCCGAAGAUCGAGGGAAAAUUUUCCCUGAGGACCUCCGCCACGGGAAUGAUUUUAAUGGACGACGCGGAGGUACCGCAGGAAAACGUGUUGUCGGGGGUAAAAGGUCUUAAGGGGCCUUUCGGAUGUUUAAACAACGCGCGGUACGGUAUCGCAUGGGGAGCAUUGGGAGCUGCGGAAACGUGCUUAAAACUGGCUCGAAAUUACGUCCUGGAAAGGAAACAGUUCAACAGACCCCUGGCUGCCAAUCAGCUAAUUCAGAAAAAAAUGGCAGACAUGAUUACGGAAAUCGCCAUUGGACUUCAGGCUUGCUUGCAAGUCGGGCGACUCAAGGAUGAGAAGAGAGCUACCCCAGAAAUGAUUUCUCUGAUAAAAAGAAACUCCGCUGGGAAAGCUUUAGAUAUCGCGAGAGCUGCCAGGGACAUGUUGGGCGGGAACGGCAUCUCCGACGAAUAUCACGUCAUCAGACAUGUCAUGAACCUCGAGUCCGUUAACACUUACGAAGGGACGCACGAUAUUCACGCCCUGAUCCUAGGAAGGGCGAUCACCGGUAUUCCCGCUUUUGCUAACUGAUGGGAACGAUUCAGUUGUUGGGCAAAAGAAAAAUCAACGGCACGUAACUACCGUUAGUUAUUGUCCGUAUGCCGAAUUGCACCCACAGGGCCUUACUCGGCACCUACCUGUACCGAGGACGACCUCGAUUUUAUUUUUUAACGAGGCAUUAAAAAUUUCGCUUGAAUUUGAAAAUAAGGGCUUCAACACAAAGCUACUCGAUUAAUCCGUAAAUAAAUUAAGUUUAAUUGCUAAGUAAUAAAACGUUAAUUACACGUCAAUAAUUAAUUAAGUACAACCACACUGCUGGUGCAAAAGUGUAAAGAAGAGUUAGUGCUACACUCAAUUACUUUUCUCUUUACGACUUAAACUCAUGUUUAAUGAUCCUCGGCUACAGUAAGCUCUUCGUAAAACGUAGUAACAUCGUAGUUUACAGUAGUUUACAAUCCUUCGCGUCUCGCGAUACUCCUCGAUGUGUCUAUUACAUAGUUGCACAUCAUGUUGGAAUCGAAUUCAAACUCGUUCCAGAUACACGCGCCGUCGGCUUGAAACUCGGAACAAAAAUAGUCCUUCCUUCGAAACGUCCGAACUCUGAACAUUCCCAGCCAUUCGAGGGCAUCUUGAAUCGCGAUAACAAAAUGUUGCGUUUCGUUUCGGUGGCACGCAUUAGGCGAAACGAUUCCGUGCGCUAUUCUAAACGGUAAAUUGCCUAUCGGUGCUCGAAGCCCCUCGCGCUAAUCCGCGGAGCGAAGGAGGGCGGCCAUGUUGGCUAAACCACAAAAGUUGGUUUUGCGGGCGCAAAACUCCAAGUUUCAAUUCCUGCGACUAGUCUCUUCCGCGGACGAGAUCCCCGAGUACACGACGCACGAUUUCCAACAUCCCGCGGUACAUCGGAAUACGCGUAUAUAUACGUAUACAUGUACAUUCGUGCGGCGCCUCGAUAAUCCGAUCCCACGGUUCGACCCGUCACCAAGCGUUCGCGGUUCCUCGAGAUCCGAUCGGCCGCGGUAUUUGCGACAAUUAUCUCGAAACGGAUUCGAACGGAACCAAAAGAAUAGCAGCUUCGAUCCCGGCGCAAACUCGAGAAGAAUGUCGUUCGAGCGAGAGCCCGCGGUCGACGUGGCGCUUAUCGAGGCCCAGAGACGCCUCCACGCUUCGCUGGUCGCGCGAGACGCGAGUUCACUCGCGGUAUAUGUACAAAUUCGAUUCCAGCAUUUACACCGUGUUACGUGCAGGGAAAUGAUAACUUUCAGCGAUGACAGGAGGAAUUACGGUACCUACCAAUAAUAGUGACAAUAAUAACCGCAAUAAUAACUAAUGAAUAAUAAUACCGUACCGCGAUGUCGAGUACGCGCCCGCGGGUCCUCGCGGUGCCGAUGCUCGAUAUCGGCGGUGUAAUAUUAAUAUCGACAUCGGUACGGAGCUUCCCCGAUUCGACCGUCCCGCACCGCGGCACCGUCGCUUCCGAGAGUUCCUCCUCCCCACCCGCCCCGGUGCGGUCCGGUCGAGUCGCCGGCAAUCGCAAAGAAAUGGAUAUUUCCCGAUCCGACGAGGAGUCUCUCGUCUACCCAACGAUCGCUGAUGCCUUUCAACCGAGAUCUCGCUUCUCUCCGCACGAACGCGCGAUGGGACUCGUUGGAUAACAAUCAUAAUAAUUAAUAUAAUAAUAUACUCGGUUUGCACUUGUAUUUUACAUUACCCCUCUCGUUAACUAAUCGAUACCUUAUUGUCGUGCUAACUGUGUUCUCGUAUCCUCUUUCGCUCUAGCAUUCUCUCUUUCUCUCUCGCUUGUACCCUCUGGCGUAUGUUUUAGGGAAUAUCUCUCUUGUCUUCCCCCUUUCUACGCGAAAAGUCCUCCCUGACGGAGCGGUCCUGCGCGAUACCGUGAUAAACUCGUCGACGGUCGACGAUCGGGAGGAUCUUUCGACGAUUCCUCGCGCGCCCCGUGUAAGCCCUCGUUGCCGCUCAACGCGGCAGCUCGACUUUGCAUUUGGAUAUGAUAUAAGGAGGUUUUCCGUUUCGGGGCGGAGAUGGCUGGCGAAAAGUUGCGCGGGGGUCGCACCGCUCGACCUCGACCUCGACGAAUUCGGUCGCGACUCGAAACGCGGUCCUGACCGUCAAAGAUGUCAAACAAAGAUGGAAACGAAUCAAAUGUUUCCUUCCUAACUCCCGAUCGAGAUCGCUAUCACUGAGAAAAUCGCAAACGGAAUCCACGAAGUGAUUCAACGUCUCGUUUAUAAAAGGACGCGGGUUGACGUUUCUUUGAUCCCUGACUCGAAACAUGGUGGAACGAUGUCGAACUUCCGUCGCGCGAGGCCCGCUUCUUGUGCGUACAAAUGUGCAAUAAAUAGAAGAAAGCGUGAUAUAACUUAUAUUUCAGCGAAAUAAAUUCAAUUCGGGAAUUCGCGUUGGUUUUGCGGGUCCGUAGAAAUUCGGGAGGCUUCAAAAGUUAGGGAGAGAGAAAGAGCGCCGAAAACAGACCGUCGCGUAGUUUUGCAGCUCGAACCGCUACAAAGUUUGCGAUUUCCCUUUCCCCCGUAUCCUUGUCCGCGUAAAAUCUUCUCUUUCUCGCUUGCGCAAAGUCAUUUAGCCCUCGAGCACAGGAUAUGUUUUUUUUAUUUUUUUUUUUAUUAGAACCGAGAGUGAUCUCUGACACAAAAUCGAGUCGAUCGCGACGCCGGAGUUCGUCUCGAAUCAAGGAGGUGGUACUUUUGAAAGCGCAAUUCCACGCGUUUAUGCAUCGUCAAAUUAAGUACUAGAUUCGAACGUCGGGCCGUAAAAACGUUAAUUAAACAACCAUUCUCGUUUGCGACUCGUAUAGAAUUAUCGUUACCGACGUAUCAACCCGGAAGACGCGUCCAAGAUCUGCCGUGUUGAGCCCGCGCGUAAUCCCCGCCCCUCGAUUAUUCCUCACGCGUCCCUCCGAACGGCAAUAAAUAACGAGUCUCUCAAACAUUUACACCGUUGCACUGUAAAAACACACGUAUACUCGUCACUAACGUGGCCGCCGCCGCCGCCGAGGGACGCCAAAAUGGCGGUCGUAGGUCGCGACGCGCCUUCUCCAACGUCCCGCGACCGUAUACCAGCGAUUUACCUCAUCUAGUUUACCUGCCUACGCCGUUACC